AUGUGUCGCAACAGCGUCGCUGCUGUGCUGUGCGACACAGCAGCGUCGGCGUUUCGGGUGGGUGGCAGAUCUGUGUGUAGGUGGCGGAUCUAUGUGUAUGGAACUAAGUCCCUCGUCUCCAGUAAACGUCGAGAAAUCAGACGAGAGAAGGCUAUGGCAAGUCGUGAUGAAUCAAGUGUGCCCAGAAAGCAAUCAAGUGACGUUGCGGAUGAGAUAUCAACUUUCAAUGCUGAAAAUAUGCAAAACAAUGCAAAAAUUAUAUACUACAGCCGCACAUUUAUGUCUAUUAUUGGAGGAGUCAUUGCCGGAAUUUUGGGAUUCACUGGCUUGACUGGAUUUAUCGUCUAUUUCCUUGUCAUGGCAAUUACUUCAGUAGGAAUUGCUGCCAAGGCUGGGUUUUCUGUUCUUCCUUAUUUUAAUAGCUGGAACCAGAUUCUAAUUGAUGGCUUUCUAGGCGGGCUUCUGUCGUUCGUGCUCUUUUGGACAUUUGCUUACGACUUCGUGCAUAUUUUCUAA
This is a messenger RNA of Fraxinus pennsylvanica, 516 nucleotides long. The record is from the annotation of a GenBank genome assembly. Lineage: Eukaryota; Viridiplantae; Streptophyta; Magnoliopsida; Lamiales; Oleaceae.